GCCAUGUUUGAGGUUGAUGGCCUGGACGACAUACCUGAUGUGGUUGAGGAACGACACCACAAGAGAGACGACGUACCGCCAGUCACUAUGCACGUGGCAGAGACAGUCGAGGAAACAGUCAAGAAGCUGCAAGGCCUGCAGCAAGAGCCUUUCCAACCCAGUUCACAAGUAGAGCCAGACGCGUCUAAGCGCCGAUUCCUGUGCUGGAAUAUGGAUGCCAGCAUAGUCAGCCGGGUGGAGGAGGACUAUGCCUCCGUAGACAUC
This is a messenger RNA of Sphaeroforma arctica JP610, 264 nucleotides long. RefSeq lists its product as hypothetical. The transcript is spliced from 2 exons. Lineage: Eukaryota; Ichthyosporea; Ichthyophonida. The record is from RefSeq and is a predicted model, not a curated record. The annotation marks the transcript as partial.